Molecule: messenger RNA, 2432 nt
Organism: Leptopilina heterotoma
Lineage: Eukaryota; Metazoa; Arthropoda; Insecta; Hymenoptera; Figitidae
Product: transketolase-like protein 2
Exons: 8
Coding region: 155-2038 (627 amino acids)
Molecular function (GO): transketolase activity; thiamine pyrophosphate binding
Source: RefSeq, a predicted model, not a curated record
UGUAAAUUGAUUCCAUUCCGUUGUGUGAUAUCAACUUGUUGCGUGCUUUUGUUGCCGGUGUGCUACUCAAUUGCCGAUUUUUUUGUUGAAAUUAUAACAUAAAUUAAAUAAAACAAAUCGUUUCAGAUUUAAAACUUGCAAAAAUACAUUCAAAAUGCCUCAUUAUCAUAAACCAGAGUCAAAAACUGUUCAAGAAUUGAAGGACAUCGCUAACAAGUUGAGAAUCCAUUCUAUUCAGGCCACGCAAGCCAGUAAAUCGGGACAUCCAACAUCAUGUUCGUCCAUGGCAGAAAUAAUGUCUGUCCUUUUCUUCCACACAAUGCGCUACAAAGUUUCUGCACCAAAAGAUCCGAGCAGUGACAGAUUUAUUCUCAGCAAGGGACAUGCAGCUCCAAUUCUUUACGCAGCGUGGGCAGAGGCGGGCCUCUUCCAGGUUUCCGAUUUGCAGAAUUUGCGGAAAUUUGACAGUGACCUUGAAGGUCAUCCAACUCCCAGAUUGAACUUUGUUGACGUAGGAACAGGCUCCUUGGGACAGGGUCUCUCUGUAGCGGCUGGAAUGGCCUAUGUUGGCAAAAAUUAUGACAAAGCCAGUUACCGUGUUUACUGCUUAGUCGGAGACGGUGAAUCGGCUGAGGGUUCAAUUUGGGAGGCCUUACAUUUCGCUUCUCAUUAUAAACUUGACAAUUUGUGUGUGAUAUUUGAUAUUAAUCGUCUUGGACAGAGUGAGGCUACAAGCAUUCAACACGAUAUGGAAGUUUAUCGCAAGCGUCUCGAAUCCUUUGGUUUUAAUACUUUGGUUGUUGAUGGGCACGACGUCGACGAACUCACGAAGGCUUUCCACGAGGCACAAAGUACAAAAGAACGUCCCACUGCCGUUUUAGCAAAAACUUUCAAAGGAAGGAACUUCCCAAAUAUCGAGGAUUUGGACAAUUGGCACGGCAAGCCUCUCGGUGCCAAGGCUAAUGAAGUAAUUGAGCACUUGACGACACUUAUCAAGAAUCCAGGACCCCUUGAACUUCAUCCUCAAAAACCUUUAGUGGAGGACGCACCAAAAAUUGAUAUCAGCAAUAUUAAAUUGGACACACCGCCGAGUUAUAAACUUGGUGAAAUGAUUGCUACACGUGCUGCCUAUGGAACAGCUAUUGCUAAGCUGGCGAAGAACAAUUCACGAGUGAUUGCUGUUGAUGGUGAUACUAAAAAUUCAACGUUUUCGGAAAAAAUUAAAACAGUCGAUCCAAAGAGAUACAUUGAGGGUUAUAUUGCCGAGCAAAAUUUGGUUGGCGUUGCAAUGGGUGCAACUUGUCGCGAUCGAACUGUUGCUUUUGUCUCUACAUUCGCCACCUUUUUCACCCGAGCUUUCGAUCAGAUAAGAAUGGGAGCAAUUUCGCAGACAAAUGUGAAUUUCGUCGGUUCUCAUUGUGGAGUAUCAAUUGGUGAAGAUGGUCCUUCACAAAUGGGUCUCGAGGAUAUUGCAAUGUUCCGAACAGUUCCCGGCUCCACUGUCUUCUAUCCAAGCGAUGCUGUUUCAACAGAAAGAGCCGUUGAAUUGGCAGCCAAUACAAAGGGCAUUUGUUUCAUACGCACAUCACGUCCAAACACUGCCGUUCUCUACAAGAACGACGAACCAUUCGCAAUUGGAAAGAGCAAAAUUGUCAAGUCAUCGCCAAAAGACGAAGUUCUUCUGAUUGGUGCCGGUGUCACUCUCCACGAGGCCGUUGCAGCUGCCGAGGAAUUGGCCAAGUCUGGAAUUCACGUUCGAGUCAUGGAUCCAUUCACAAUUAAACCAAUUGAUCAGGCUGCAAUUGUGGCGAAUGCCAAAGAAGUUGGUGGCAGAAUUGUCACCGUCGAGGAUCAUUAUCCCGAGGGUGGAUUGGGAGAGGCAGUUUUAUCGGCCGUUGCAAUGACGAAAAAUGUUAUUGUCAAGAAACUUGCCGUGCCGGAAGUUCCUCGUUCGGGACCACCUAAUACAUUGUUGGAUGCGUAUGGAAUUAGUGCACGCAACAUUGUUGCUGCGGUUCAAGAAAUACGCAAGGCCUAAUUUGUCUGUUGCAAAUAAUUGAACGUGGCUUCUAAAAAAGGCAACAAUAAAAGCACAAGAAGAAAAAACGACAUCAUUUUGAAGAUGUGUGAUCAAAGACUUUUACCUUUUGUACAUGCCUAUGAAUUUUUUUCACGAAGGUUAGAAAUUUUUUUUAAAUACUAUUAUAAGAGUAUCUUACACUUGAUCAAACAUUUAUGGAAUUUUUUUUUUUUAAUAAUAACUUUUAAUCUCGAUUGUCGGGAAAAGUUGUAAAUUUCAAAUGUUUAACAUAUUUUUCUAAAAGGUUUGUAAAGAUGUAUGGUACUUGAAUGUUGAGUGUUUUUGCAUUUAUUAUAUUAAUAUACAGUUCUUUAUGAAGCCACUGAAAGCGAAUAGACCUAUUUUCAGAAAA